AUGAAUUUGGAAGAAAAAAGGAGAAUAAGCCAGAACCUCUCAAGCCUGAAGGAACAUUUAUCUGAUCUCGACCCUGUGAUUGAUAGACUUAUCGAGAAGGAAGUGUUUAAGUUAGAACAUCGAGACCAGAUCGAACAGGCAGGCAGUCACCCAAAACAAAUUAAUGAAUUUAUAAAGAUACUGACGUCAUCACCGAACGCUGACGCCUACGUCACAUUUCUCGAUGCCUUACAUUCUGAGAAGUUUUAUGGUCUUGCGGAUAAAAUUCAAUCGACACCAGUUUUCCAGCGAUGUAUGUCUUCGGCGUCGACAUCGUUAGCAUACAGUGAGGACUCAAGACAUGACGCAGGAGCGGCCGAGUCGGCAGGAGGUGUGGCUAACUACGCGGGCGUGGUUAGAGAGCUCCUCAACAACUUUGGCAAAAGACAGGAAGAAAUGCUGUAUAGCUUUGAGAAACAACAGAGGGAGGAACGGAGGGAAUUCGAGAAAAGGAGACUGGAGGACAAACGCGAAAUGGAAAAUCUGAUGCGAGAUGAUAAAGUGGAAAACGAAAAAGUCCGGAAACAGGAUAAACUGGAGCAUCGGCAACAACUGGACCGGAUGUGGAAAGAAUGGCAGGAAGAAAAAACUGAAAUAUUGAAGAAAAAUGAAGACAUGAUCGACAAACUUCAUCAACAGAUAAAUGAGAUUCGCCAAGCUGAUAUGGAGUAUGACUGUCUUCAGGAAAAGUAUGAUUACCUUAGAGACAUCCAACAAAGGAUGAGAGAAAAAGAUAACGAACGAGUUGAGAGACUUCGACAGAAAACAAAGGAGAAAGAAGAUCUUCGGAAAGAAAACGUCGCUUUGAAGGGAGAGAUCAACGAGCUCACGGACAGACUGAAAAGUUUGACGGAAAUUAAAGAAACAGAGAAAUGGGAAAUUGAUUGUAUUGCGAGAGAGAAGGAGAAGAUUGAAAAGGCUUUAACUGAGAAGCAAAUGGAAAACAUUGAACUGAAAAAAAAAGUUACUGAGCAGUAUAACAAAAUACAGGAUAUUCUCGCAGAGCAAAAAUCGUCAUCUAAGGUUGAUGACCCGGGUUAUGUUCGCUCUGUAGAACAACAAAUGAGAAAAGUGGAUGCUGUUUAUGACGUCAUGGGUCAGUCCCAUGAAGAUGAACUGAUUAAGCUAAAAAGGCAGGUCAAGCUCCGGACUGUGAAUCCCCUUAUUCCUUCAACUUACAAAAAAACUCGGAAGUCUUCUACAUCCACUUGGAAAUGCUGAAUAUAUUUGAACAAGUCCAUAUGUAAACAUUUAUUAUACAACAAUUGUGAAACAAGUUAUAUCAAAUUAUAUCAAUCACGCUUGUUGGCCCUGAUGGAAGCGCGCGACGGGUCUUACUGUGGGAGGAAACCGGAGUACCCGGGGGAAACCCACGUGGUCGCGCAGGUGAUCCCAUUGCUUCUCACAUCCGAUCGGGGAAUCGAACCUCGAUCGCCUCGGUGAAAGGCAUGUGUGUUAACACUGUUUCACCCGACCAUAUACAGUGUUAUUGUGUUAAGUGUCAGAUUUUUUUCACUUGCAAAAUGCUUCGGGCAAGAUUAAACACAAUAUACGUCAAACAAUACAUUGUGUAUCGGAUAUAUAUCUGUAGAUACAAAUAUAUGUACAUUUCUUCUGACAUUAUUUACUUUAAGGAAGGAAACCUGUUAACGCUGUUUUGCCCAUUUUUUUAUACAUUAAGACAAGUUCAACACGAUGGGGUGAUACACUCUAGCAUUGCUUUUUCUUGUAUUGAGAAUGGAUAGUUGUCCAACGACUACUACAGUGGGUUAAGUACUGCACUGAAAUUAGGAAGCAAGUCGGUUUUAUCAAACAAAUAUUUAUAAAAGAAAUUGAAUUGAUGUAAAUAAAAGAAUAAGGAAUAAUAUUAAUAGCAAUCGUCAUUUGAUAAGAAAAUGAGUUUUUUUUUUUUUUUCAAAUUCAUUUCAUAUUAUUUUCUUACUUACCUCCUAGAAUCACAUAAUCGUGAACUCCAAGAUAGUCUUAAAAAUACUUUUACAAGCAAGCGCUGCUUUCCAGUAAGGAAUGACUUGACUUUGUAUUAUUUUCCUAUAAGUUAUAUCUACUUAUACAGGGUGUUACAAAAACAUGUCCCUACUUUGCAUGCCUCCAUCUUUUUCCCUAGACAAUAUAAUUACAAAAUGUCGAUUGCAUUUGAGGGAAUACAUAUUCAAGAUUUAAUUCCACCUGAGCACAAAACACAGAUAACGUCAUAAUUGCUUUUGUUUUUUCAAGAUGGAUAAAAAAGGGGUGUUGGGCACAUUACAUUGAUGUGGUAAAACUUAAUUAUGCAGAUGGAAAAUCGCGACACUAGUGAAUAAGUUUCUGAGGGGAAAAGCCUGAUGUUAAACUUUUAUCCAGAAAGGAAAUAUUUCGUUUUGUUUCCAAAGAGCAACAUUGAAAAUUGAUGACAGAAGGGAAAAAAAUGUCUGGCAGACCAAAGAGUGCCAGAAAAUGACAUUACAUGUUGCAUUUUUGGUAAAAUUGACGUCACAUGACAUUUUUGAAUUUUUCAUUAAUUUAUCAAUGCUGCUUGAACUUUUUGAAGUUUUAUUGAAAAUAACACACUAAUAAAAUUGUUUGAUACUCUUUAAAUCUUAUAUAUGUCACG
Pecten maximus is the source of this 2650-nucleotide messenger RNA. Its product is annotated as rRNA biogenesis protein RRP36-like. NCBI's taxonomy places the organism in Eukaryota, Metazoa, Mollusca, Bivalvia, Pectinida, Pectinidae. The transcript is spliced from 3 exons. The record is from RefSeq and is a predicted model, not a curated record. Bases 1 to 1260 code for a protein of 419 amino acids. Gene Ontology annotation, biological process: regulation of apoptotic process.